AUGCUCCAGCGGGCGAGCCAGUUCGUCGCCGUAGAGACAUGGAUGGCCGGGAGGCGCGAAGAGCACAAGAGGGUCAAGCCGGAGCCGCCCCGACAGCAGCAACCCGUUGUGUCUCGACGUAGGUCGAACAGAUCCGACCCGCCGGCUUCGAGGCCCCCUCUCCCCGCCUUGAACAAGUCCCGAACGAAAAUAUUCCUCCACAUAAGGGAAAAGGGACUGCUCAAAGAGCCCUACCCGAUGAGGAGUUCGCGGGCGCUGGCGGACCAAUCGAAGUAUUACCGCUUCCACCGGCAACAUGGGCAUGACACCGAACAGUGUCGGGAGUUAAAAAGGCAGAUCGAGGAGCUCAUUCGUAGGGGAUAUCUCGGCCAGUACCUUCAGCCGGACAAGGAACCUUCACCGCGCCCGGAGGGUCCCAUCGAACGACACAUCGACGUGAUAGCUGGCGGCCCCGCAUCUGGCGGGGAUUCCAUGACCAGAAGAAAGGCUUAUGCCCGAGCCGCCCCGGCCAAAGCUCCCAGGCACGGGCCCGAGCCUGAGGUCACUUUCCCAGUCGGAACAUCCGAACAAACCGAGCACGACGAUGCGCUCAUGAUAUCGGCCAGGAUAGCCAAUGCAUAG
Molecule: messenger RNA, 621 nt
Organism: Musa acuminata AAA Group (dessert banana)
Lineage: Eukaryota; Viridiplantae; Streptophyta; Magnoliopsida; Zingiberales; Musaceae
Exons: 1
Coding region: 1-621 (206 amino acids)
Source: RefSeq, a predicted model, not a curated record